AUGGAGUGUUUGGCUCCUAUCUUUGGUGAGAUUGUAUGUUCUAUGUAUGACUCAACGUACUCACGAGUCGCUAAUGCCAUAAAGUUCAAAUCAAACGCCCAAGCUCUUAAUGAUUCACUCGAGAGAUUAACAGAGCUUAAGGGUAAUAUGGAUGAAGACCGUGAAACUUUGUUAAGCAAAGAUAAACCAUUGAGAGUUAAGCUACUGCGUUGGCAAAGAGAGGUUGAAGAAGUUAUCCCUAAAGCAAGGCUGAAACUUGAAAAAAAAGUUUCAUGUGGUAUGACCUUGAGAUCCAGACUAAGUGGGAAACUUGGCAAGAUUCUCAUGGAAGUGAAAAUGCUUGAGAAAGAUGGCUUAGAGUUUAUCGACAUAAUUUCUGUACAUUCUACACCUGAAAGAGUUGAACAUGUUCCAGGAGUCUCAAUUGUUCAUCAAACAAUGGCGUCAAAUAUGUUGGUAAAAAUUAGAGAUGGUUUGAUAAGCGAUGAGGCUCAAAAGAUUGGUGUUUGGGGCAUGGGAGGAGUAGGUAAAACGACAUUGGUCAGGACGUUGAACAAUAAGCUUCGGGAAGAGGGUGCUACUCAACCAUUUGGCUUGGUGAUCUUUGUUGUAGUGUCCAAAGAGUUUGAUCCAAGAGGAGUCCAAAAGCAGAUUGCUGAGAGAUUGGAUAUUGAUACGAAUAUGGAAGAAAGUGAAGAGAAAUUGGCAAGAAGGAUUUACGUUAGACUGAGAAAAGAGAGAAACUUUCUUCUCAUUCUUGAUGAUGUUUGGAAACCCAUUGAUUUGGAUCUUUUGGGCAUUCCUCGAACAAAAGAGAACAAAGGUUCAAAAAUCAUUCUUACUUCUAGGUUUUUAGAGGUAUGUCGUAGCAUGAAGACAGAUCUUGAUGUUAGAGUGGAUUGCUUAGUUGAAGAAGAUGCUUGGGAAUUAUUUUGCAAAAAUACAGGGGAGAUUGUGCGCUCAGAUCAUGUUAAGCCGAUUGCAAAAGCUAUCUCACUUGAAUGUGGCGGAUUGCCUCUGGCUAUCAUCACAGUCGGAACAGCUAUGCGGGGAAAGAGAAACGUCAAGUUGUGGAAUCAUGUCUUAACUAAGCUAAGUAAAUCAGUACCUUGGAUCAAGAGUAUUGAAGAGAAGAUAUACCAACCAUUGAAAUUGAGCUACGACUUUUUGGAAGGCAAGACAAAGUCUUGUUUUCUCCUUUGCGCUUUGUUUCCUGAAGACUACUCCAUUGAAGUUACAGAGCUUGUGAUGUAUUGGAGAGCUGAAGGAUUCAUGGAGGAACAAGGUUCCUACGAGGACUCCAUGAAUGAAGGAGUUACAAUUGUCGAAAGUUUAAAGGAUUAUUGUUUGUUAGAAGAUGGUGCUCGUAGUGACACUGUUAAGAUGCAUGAUGUUGUCCGCGAUUUCGCCAUAUGGAUCAUGUCUUCCACACAAGAUGAUUGCCAUUCCCUUGUCAUGGCUGGUACAGGUGAGCAAGAGAUUAGACAAGAUAAGUUUGCUCCUUCUCUACAAAGAGUUUCUUUGAUGAACAAUAAAUUAGAAAGGCUUCCUGAUCUCACAGAAGAAUACUGCGAAAAAGUCACAACCUUACUGCUACAAGGCAACCCUCUUCUAGAAGAAGUACCCAUGAGAUUCUUGCAAGCAUUUCCAACUCUUCGAAUCUUGAAUCUAAGUGGGACACGCAUGAAAUCAUUGCCUAGUUUCUCUCUUUUGCAUCUUUACAGUCUUCAUUCUCUCUUGUUAAGAGAAUGUUUUAACCUUGAGGAACUACAUUCACUGGAAUCCCUUACCAACCUUGAGAAACUUGAUCUUUGUGGCACACAUAUCACGGAAUUUCCAAGGGGGUUAGAAAGUUUGAAGCGCUUCAGACACCUUGACCUUUCAAGAACACUUCACCUUGAAAAUAUUCCAGCUCGUAUUGUUUCGAGGUUAUCAAGAUUGGAGACUCUAGACAUGACAUCAAGUCACUACCGUUGGAACAUACAAGAAGAAGCCCAAAAAGGACAAGCAACACUUGAAGAGCUAGGAUGCCUAAAGCAUUUAUAUGUUCUUUAUAUCAAGCUCCAUUCUUCUCCGUUUCUUUUGAAUAAGAGAAACACUUGGAUCAAAAUAUUGAAGAAAUUCCAACUUGUUGCGGGCUCUCGUUACAUUUUGCGUACAAGACACGAUAAAAGGAGGCUAACAAUAAGUCACCUCAACGUAACACAAGUGUCCAUCGGGUGGUUGUUGGAUUAUACAACCUCUCUAGCACUAAACCAUUGCCAAGGGAUCGAAGCAAUGAUAAAGAAGUUGGUCACUAACAACAAGAGUUUCGAGAAUUUGAGAUCUAUGAUGAUUGACAACGCUUUCAUCAAAACAAAUUCUUGGGUUAAGAUGGUAAGCACUAAAACAUCAAAACGAUCCACUGGAAGGCUAGACCUUCUUCCAAAUCUGGAGGAACUUCGUCUCCGUCGUGUUGAUUUGGAAACCUUCUCAGAAUUACAAACACAUCUUGGGUUAAGACUGGAAACACUUAAGGUACUCGAGAUCACCAUGUGUCACAAGCUUCAAACACUAUUUGAGGAAAAGAAUUUCUUGAAUAUCCCUAAACUAGAGGAGAUAGAGAUAAGCUAUUGUGACUCGUUGCACAAUCUGCAUGAUGCGUUGUUUUAUCGUGAACCUUUCCUACCAAAUUUACGUGUCUUAAAACUUAGGAAUCUUCCAAACCUUGUGAGUAUUUGCAAUUGGGGAGAAGCUUGGAAGUGCCUAGAACAGGUGGAAGUGAUACACUGUAAUCAACUACUUUUUUUACCCAUAAGCUCAUCUACUUGUGGAAACAUCAAGAAAAUAAAAGGAGAACUCAGUUGGUGGGAGCAUUUAGAAUGGGAAGAUCGUUAUGCUUUAACAAUUGUUCAGCCCUUUUUCAAUCCAGUGGAGGAAGCUCCUCUACUUUUGUUAUCAUAG
This is a messenger RNA of Arabis nemorensis, 2943 nucleotides long. The record is from the annotation of a GenBank genome assembly. NCBI's taxonomy places the organism in Eukaryota, Viridiplantae, Streptophyta, Magnoliopsida, Brassicales, Brassicaceae.